AUGGGGCAGGCGCUGUGCGUCUGCUCCCGCGGCACCGUCAGCCUGGGGGGCGUGCGGUACCUCCUGCUCCACCGCCUGGCAGAGGGGGGCUUCAGCUAUGUGGACUUGGUGGAGGGGCUGCGGGAUGGGCGCUUCUACGCCCUGAAGCGCAUCCUGUGCCACGACAAGGAGGACCGCCAGGCAGCCCUGCACGAGGUGGAGAUGCACAGCCUCUUCGACCACCCCAACAUCCUGCGUCUGGAGGCCCACUGCAUGGUGGAGAAGGGUGCCAAGCACGAAGCCUGGCUCCUCCUGCCCUACGUGAAGGGGGGGACCCUCUGGAGCGAGGUGGAAGCACUGCGAGAGAAAGGGACCUUCAUGCCAGAGCAGCGGAUCCUCCUCAUCCUCCAUGGCAUCUGCUGCGGGCUGCAAGCCAUCCACAGCAAGGGCUAUGCGCACAGGGACCUCAAGCCCACCAACGUGCUGCUGGAUGAGGAUGACCGGCCCGUGCUGAUGGACCUGGGCUCCAUGAACCAAGCUCGCAUUGAAGUCAACAGCUCUCGGCAGGCCAUGGCCGUGCAGGACUGGGCUGCGCAGCGCUGCACCAUCUCCUAUCGUGCCCCCGAGCUCUUCACGGUGCCAAGCCAGUGCAUCAUAGACGAGUGCACAGAUAUCUGGUCCCUAGGCUGCGUGCUGUACUGCAUGAUGUUUGGGGAGGGCCCCUACGACACCAUCUUCCAGAAGGGUGACAGCGUGGCUCUGGCAGUGCAGAACCCCAUCGCCAUGCCCCCCACGACCAGGUACUCGGCUGCCUUGCAGCGCCUGCUCUCCUCCAUGAUGACGCUGAACCCCCAGGAGCGACCCAGCAUAAAUGACAUCCUCCACCAGCUGGAGGGGCUGCAGCCAGCGCCGGCGGGCCAGGACACCACGCAGAUCUGAGCCCGUCCCACCCUGUGAUGGCAAUGCACCCUGAGGAUGAGCCAGCAGAAAAGUGGCUGCCCUCGUCCCUGCUCCCCUGUGGGGCCGUUGCAGGGAGGAUUGCUGCACCUGGGGGAGAGCUGCUGCUCUGUGCUGGAGAUGUGUUGGAUUUGGAGUGUUCCGUGCCCGGGAUGCUGCUGCCUGGGACUUGGUCUGUGUCCCAGAACUGUGGACAUGUGACCUGCUGCUAAACACUCUGUAGCCGCUGCCUCCCCCGGGGGUUGCAGAGGAGGAUGCUGUGGGACGCCCUGGGUGACAGCAGCUGUGGCCCCGCAGCUCUGCGCCCCGGGAGGGUCACUCCUGCCUGGGGCAGAGCU
This is a messenger RNA of Gavia stellata (red-throated loon), 1274 nucleotides long. It is a transcript of the gene STK16, whose product is annotated as serine/threonine kinase 16. Gene Ontology annotation, cellular component: cytoplasm; Golgi apparatus. Gene Ontology annotation, biological process: protein phosphorylation. The record is from RefSeq and is a predicted model, not a curated record. Gene Ontology annotation, molecular function: protein serine/threonine kinase activity; ATP binding. NCBI's taxonomy places the organism in Eukaryota, Metazoa, Chordata, Aves, Gaviiformes, Gaviidae. The transcript is spliced from 7 exons. The coding region runs from base 1 to 918 and encodes 305 amino acids.